CAAAGAAUUGCAGUAUUUAAUCGUGAAUCUGUUAACAGCAGCUAGAAUUGUAUUUGCAAAACAUUGGAAAGAAGAAACGAUACCUAAAGAUGAAGAAAUUAUUAGGAAAAUGUUAGUCUGUGCCGAAAUGAGUAAAUUGACAUUUGAAAUAAGAGAACAGGAGGAAAAACAAUAUUAUUUGAUAUGGGAUUUAUUUUACCAAUGGGUAGAUAAUAAAAAAUGGUGAUAAGCUAGCAAAUGUUGUAUUUUUUAAGUGAUAAAUGUAAGUGGAUUAUUUCUUAUAAGAAUACAUUUUGAAUAGCUAGGGAUACUUAGAAGAGUGGCUAGGGCACAAAGGAUAUUAACCGACUGAUGUACUGUCUGUAUUUGUUUGAAAGAAUGAUGCUUGAAUGUUUUAUUUUUGUUUUUGUUUUUUUUUUGUUCUAAAAUAAAAAUCAUUUGGAAAAAAAAAAUUCCUCCAAAAAGAAUCUGGGAUAUAGAAGCAAAAAAAGAUGCAGCAAUCCUCAAAAAUUAUAAUAGGCCCUUUAUUGGAAUAGAAUACUCCAGUUGGCAUUUGCACGUGUUAAUCUAAUUGUGAUCAAUUGUAGGGGUGAUGCAGUAAUAUGAUUUACAUUUUUAUUGUUUUUUAAUUUGAUUAUUAUUUUCCAUUAUUAUGAUACAAUCUUGCUAAUAUUCUGUCUUUAAUAUUUUAAAAAAUGUCUGAUUAACGAACUAUUCUAAUACAUUCAGGAGAACCAGGUUGGAUUUAUUAAAAUCUAAUAUUUUGGACUUGAUCGGACCCCAAAUAUCACAGAAUUCUUCAUUGCUUUUUCAGAUCAGUCUUAAAACUGCUUCAGAGGCUAUGAGUAAUAAAAGGAAAUUCCCCUUUUUCCACCGGAUGAAUCCCAAAGAAGGGAUCCAGUACCCAGCAAUUGUCCACCUGCUCCUCCAUUUCAGAUGGACCCUGAUUGGCCUCUUUGCUUCAGACACAGAGAAUGGAGAGAAUUUCAUGAAGAUUUUUCUUCCUAUGCUUGUCAGGAGUGGAAUUUGUGUGGUUAUAUCACAACUGUUCUCAACAACUGGAUACACAACAGCCCUCAGGGAUUCCCUCUCUAAGUGGAGACAAGUCAACGUCUUUGUUCACUUCAUGGAAUAUGUUUUCUUUUGGAGCAGAAUCCUUCCUUUCCAUUUAACAUUUAUGUGUCUGCCAGGACCCAUUGAAGGGAAAGUCUGGAUCCUCACAAAUUUUCUAUAUUUUCCAAAGAACAAGCACAGACUUCUCAAAUACAUCCAUAGUAUUUCGAACUUUGGUUAUCCGUUAAAAGAAAGGCCAACGGAUGAUGCCUUUGAACCCAAUUUCUUUGUGGAAGAAAAGUUUCAAAAUUAUUAUUUUUUCUGUUCUCUUUCAAAGAAUGUCUUUUCUGUCAAAGGCCGCAGAAGAUGCACCCAGAAAGCCCCACUGGAAACCCAGGAGAAAAGGAACAGAAGAUGGAUCCCAAAUAACGACAAUAAUUACAGUGUGAUGAAGACUCUGGCCCAAGCCUUGAAUGCCGCUUAUUCCUCUAGAUCGAGGAGGAGGAGAAGGAAGGAGGGAGAAAAGAGGUUGGGGUCUCCAAGUCUGCAGCCGUGGCAGUUUCAUCCCUUUCUGGAGAAGAACGAGUUUUUCAAUAUUUCUCAAAGAAAACUGUACUUGGACCAAAAUGGAGAGAUAACAGCAGAUCUGGGCAUCAAAACCUUCUUUGUUCUCCCCAAGGAGGAUGUCAGGAUAGAGAUUCUGGCAUAUUUUGAAAGACAGAGACUUUCUAUCAUCCAAGAUGUUCUUUCACGGCUAAAGUUGCUCAAUAAGUCUCUGCCUCAGUCCAAAUGUGUGGAAAGUUGUCAUCCUGGAUUUGUCAAGAGGGCUCGAGAAGGAGAGCCAGUUUGCUGCUAUGACUGCGUUCCUUGUCCGGAGGGGACCUUCUCCACUCAGGAAGAUACACAAAAAUGCACCAAGUGUCCAGUUGAUAAAUAUCCAAAUGUGGACAGAGUCCAAUGUAUCCCCAAAGUCAUAACCUUCCUGUCUUAUGAAGAACAUCUGGGCAUCAUCCUGGUCUGUUUUGCUCUACUCUUCUUCCUAACUACAGAUCUUGUUUUAAUCAUCUUCAUUAAAUACCGAGAAACUCCCCUUGUCAAAGCCAACAACCGGGACCUCUCCUACAUCCUCCUGGUCUCCCUCCUGUUUUGCUUCUUGUCUCCUCUUCUCUUCAUUGAUCAACCAAGGAAAGCCACCUGCCUUCUCCGACAAGCGGGAGGCCCCCAGCCCCCAGGAGCAAGAGGGGCGCCCGCGGCAGCCCCCUCGCCCUCCAGCCCCCUGGGCUUCCCCACCCGCAACCGAAACCCCCCGAGGAAGCCUCCGGAUCCGCCCAGCAACCGUCGGUCUCCACUGCAGAGACUGGCGUUGAGCUGCAGCGUGGAAGAAGAAGAGCCGGAGGGGCUGAUGGGCUCUGGAGUCUCUCCAGCAAUGGGGUCACUCAGUGUCCGCAGCAUAUUUGUGACCUUCCCUUACGCAGCUCUUACGCAGCAGAGCAAACCCCACCCAGCCAGGCUACCUCAACAACCAACCCAAAAUACCCAGGAGCUGCCAAUCAUCCCCGGCCAGAUCGAGGUCCCUGCCAGAGUUGAAGAGGAAGGGAUCCAGCAGGACGGCCAGUCUGAGCCAUUUGACCGAGGAAGGGAGGGUCUCCUGGGACUCAAUUGA
Molecule: messenger RNA, 2716 nt
Organism: Pantherophis guttatus
Lineage: Eukaryota; Metazoa; Chordata; Lepidosauria; Squamata; Colubridae
Source: RefSeq, a predicted model, not a curated record